GCCCAAUUCCUCUCCCGUCAUCUCUGCCGGGAAACUGAAGAAAUUUUCAUCAUCUCCUCUUGCCGAAGCUUUCCCUCAAUUUGCUCAAAAGUAUUAUUAUCCGCUGCGGUCACAUGUUCACGAAUAGCCAAAGGCAAGAAGAACGCACCGGAAAAUAUGGAACUCAGAGGGUGGAAUACCUUCAGGAAUUGGUAACUCAGUUUCAGAAUGCAUCUUCUGAAGAGACAAAAGAGAAGAUUGUUGCUAAUUUGGCCAACUUUGCAUAUGAUCCUUACAAUUAUACUUUCUUGCGCCAGCUUAAUGUUAUAGAACUUUUCCUCGACUGUAUAACUGAGCCUAAUGAGAAGCUUGUGGAAUUUGGGAUUGGAGGAAUCUGCAACGCUUGUGCUGAUACAGCAAAUGCUGCUCUCGUCACUCAAAAUGAUGGUAUCCCUCUCGUCAUCCAGUGUUUGUCAAGUCCUGUUAGGAACACGGUAAAUUAUGCUCUUGGAGCUCUGUAUUAUCUUUGCAAUGCGUCAAACAAGAAAGAGAUCUUAAAGCCAGAAGUAAUUGAUGCAAUCAAGAGUUAUGCAGCUGCAGGUGAAGUUAGUACAAGCUUCAGCAAUUUGGCUCAAGCUUUCUUAGAUAAACAUGUGUAGUACUAUACUUGUGCUGGUGCGAGGUUGUACCUACCCGGUUGAAUACUCGAGGUGCGCGCACGCUAACCCAGGCAUCGCCGUGAAAAAGAGAGUCAUCAAAAUCCAAAACCAACGUUGUUUGUUCCUUGACUCUCGAAUGGCUUCCUAUCCUAAAAUAUAACAAUUUUACUAAGUAUACAUGUCAAAGUUUUUAAUCGGAAAAAAACUUGUGGAUAAUUAACUGUCAUAAUUCUAGAAAGCUAACACGUUACUCCUG
Nicotiana attenuata is the source of this 894-nucleotide messenger RNA. Its product is annotated as armadillo repeat-containing protein 7. The coding region runs from base 114 to 638 and encodes 174 amino acids. The record is from RefSeq and is a predicted model, not a curated record. The transcript has 7 exons. Gene Ontology annotation, molecular function: protein binding. NCBI's taxonomy places the organism in Eukaryota, Viridiplantae, Streptophyta, Magnoliopsida, Solanales, Solanaceae.